This is a messenger RNA of Carica papaya (papaya), 762 nucleotides long. Its product is annotated as protein SOSEKI 5-like. Lineage: Eukaryota; Viridiplantae; Streptophyta; Magnoliopsida; Brassicales; Caricaceae. The record is from RefSeq and is a predicted model, not a curated record.
AUGGAGACUGCUGCUGCACACAAGGCUGCUGUUGUUUACUACUUGUCUCGAAAUGGCCAGCUCGAACAUCCUCAUUUCAUCGAGGUCCCUCUUUUGUCUCCUCAAGGACUCUAUUUAAGAGAUGUUAUAGACAGGCUGAAUUCUCUAAGAGGGCGAGGCAUGGCCACCGGGUAUUCUUGGUCUUCAAAGAGGAGCUACAAAAAGGGGUACGUCUGGCAAGACUUGUCAGAGGAUGACUUCAUACACCCAUCUCAUGGCCAUGAAUACAUCCUCAAAGGAUCACAAGUUGAAACUUGUCUUAGCUUUCAAUCCUAUGAAACAGUAUCUUCUUCUUCAAACUCGAAGAUCAACUUCAAUUCAGAUACAAAGAGCUCCAAUGAGGACAAGAAUCCCAUAGCCAUUACUCGAUCUGCUGACCUCAAUGAAUACAAAGUCUAUAAAACAACAGCAGAACUUGCCAGGAAAAGCACCAAUGUUUCGACACAGACAGAGGAAAAACCCAGAAGAGUGAAAGCAAGUAGUGAUCAUAACGAAGAAGAAGAAGGGUGUGGGAAUGUUGUGGAGCUGAGUAGGGAAGAGGUUUCUCCACCAGCUUCAAAUUCUAGUGCAGGGACUGGUGAUGGGUCAGCAGAUAUCAGAGAUCAGACGGCCGUGAAUGAUCGACCCAGCGGAAGGAUGAAGGCAUCUGAGGUUCUGAUGCAGCUGGUUGCUUGCGGAUCAAGAAAGAUUAUGGAUGGUGAAUCAGUGAUCAGCAAAGAUUGA